AUGGAUCAGGAGAAGAUUUCGCGGCGAAUGGAAAGACGCAUUCGCAGAGCUGCUGCAGCCUGCUACCGCUGUCACUAUCGCAAGGUUCGCUGUGAUGCCGCGAUUCUAGGUCACCCCUGCACCAACUGUGCUCUGGACGGAAGAUCAGAUUGCACUUUGCGUCCCAACGCAACAUCACGUUACAAAAAUCUUCAUCCGGAAACUCGAGAUUUCUCACAAAAGUCACCAGCUAUGGAGGGCUGCAAGAGCCAAGCCCAAGGACCUAUAAACAACGAAAACGAACGUACAUCUAGAUCCGUUGCACCUACAUCGCAACCUCCUAUCGUUUUUGCAUCAGCAGCGAACAACGAUCUUAUACCUACAUCUCAUUUCAAAAUCAUUCAGUCAGAAAAUCAUACCGCCACACAAAGUCCAAUUGUCGCUGUUGAUAGCUAUGAGCACCAAACCCAAGAUUCGAUAAGUAGCGAACACGAUCAUACUUCUGAAUCAAUCACACACACAUCACAAAACUUUACCCAUUUCGAAUCAGUAGUUUCUAACGACCAUAUAACAAGCGUCUUUCCGCUUGACCUUGAAAUUGCAUGCCCAGAACUUCCUAUAUCCGAUAUCGAUUUUGUGGAUUUGAUACCCGAGGAUCAUGACUCCAUUUUCUCUGGCCAGCACUUCUUGGACUUCGACCGUCUAUCUUCUCUUCCAAUGGAAAAUGUACACAGCCUUGCGAUAAAUGGUUGCUUGGAGAUUAUACCAAAAGCUGCUAUCGACAUAUUUGCCAAAAAGUACUUUUUACUAAUCCAUCCACUUGUACCCGUCUUGGAUGAGGCACAUUUCUGGAAUAUUUAUCUGAAGUCUCAUAAGAACUUGGUGCACUCGCAGAAAAUGUCUUUAUUUGUUUUUCAGGCAAUGCUUGUAGCAAGUUGUCCAUAUGUACCUCUUGGCAUCAUACACCAGUGCGGUUUUCGCGGGAUUCAUGACGCACGAAGAGCGCUUUACAGUCGUGCUAAGCAUCUCUAUGACACAAAUUUCGAGAGUGACCCUCUAGCUAGAGCGCAAGGAGCGCUGCUGCUCACAUUUCAUACCACUGCCGAGGACCCGCAAGCUACGAUGACUUGGAACCUAUGUGCACUCCAAAAUGCUUUGUCUACCGGAAAUUAUCCAAACACAUCCAUUCAUUAUCCCAUGAAGCCAAUGAUCAAACGGUUAUGGUGGUCUAUAUUCGUACGGGAUCGGAUUCUCUGGCUGGGGCGACAUCACUGUCCACGAUUUAUUUCCGCAAACUUCAAGUUGAAAAUUGGAUACCCAGAAGAAGAUGAUUUCAGAGACGAAAUAACGACUUCUCAAGUUUAUGAUCCAGGUGAUAAGUGUCUUCUUGUGAAGAUUUUCCAAGCACAAUGUCGCCUGGCAGUUAUCUUGUCGGAUAUCAUUUCUAUUGCUUUCCCUGCCUCUGAUGGUUUUGUUCCUUCUUUUUCUGGGGAGGACCUCCGUAGGGAGUUGACAAAAACCAAAAAGUUAAAAACAAAACUUUUACAGAAUGAACAGGAUUCCUUUCCUGCGCAAUACCAGACCAACCUGCCCGAACAUGAAAGCAUCACAAUCCUUGUUCGUCUAACUUUAAUGCAUUAUCAAACAGCACGCAUUACAUUGGCACACUACGAAACUCUCCUCGUAGAAAAUCACCUUAGCUUACUAAAAGACGAGUCGGCCACAAUGUUAAUGACAAUCGCAGCAGACUUGAGUAGCGCAAAUCAUCAAAUCGUUCAAACUAUGGAAUAUUUUGCCUCUGAAAAUCUCCUUGAAAGCAUACCCCUUAGUGUACUCGCUUACUGCGGCACACCAAUGGUUUUAGCAGCAAUUGAUGUGAAGCUUUCAGCAUCAUAUUCAGAAAUGGCUGACCGGAAGCGCUCCCUAGAUAACUUUUCUGAAAUAAUCCGCCGAUCUCGAAAAAUUUACGAUGUCACUGAUUUCUUUUCCGAAGGCACCAACAAUAUUCUGCAGCUAGCAUACGCAAUCACAAAGGAACUCUUCAUUCAAACAGAACCACACAAAACAUCAUCAAUAACAACAUCAACCGAAUAUUCUGAUCGCUUGGCUACUUACCUCAAGCCACAUGACCAAUUCAGAACCUCUUCUCAAAGCCCUCGUGUCAGCAACUGGACCGAAGCCUUUCUACGAUACCCUCGCGCCUAUCUGCGUAUAUCCACGUGCAUUGAUUAUAGCCUUGCGACUGGUCGUCUUCCACGAGAUGAAUGUCUCCCCCCGCUGGUCCGUCAUACAACCUCCAUGAUACUAGGGAUUCCUAAGCUUCCAUGGACCCUGACAUUGAACGAUGAAAUGAAUGAUGAUCAGACUAUUUCACCCACCCGAAAACCCAGUGGCGGCUCGUCCAUGAAUGACCCGUGGUACCUGACAAUGCUACACAAAUUGAACACCGAAACUAUAGAUGAUAAGAUUGAUUCUCCUACCAAGCAAUUUAAUGGUAGCUAUUCCAAUGAUGACGACUGGUGUCAAGUAUUUUUACGAAACGGAAUUGGCAGUUCUGUUGGGCUACAAGGUGGUAAUAUUGUGGAAGAAAUUCCUUAUAAUAGUUCCGGUGGUAUCAUUGAACAAUCUAUUGAUGAGAGCGACCAUGACGAAAAUGAACCAACCAAUACAUAUUUGGACUAUUUUGACUUCAACACUGCUAGAAAAAAGCUGCAAAAAUAG
Talaromyces proteolyticus is the source of this 2700-nucleotide messenger RNA. RefSeq lists its product as uncharacterized. The record is from RefSeq and is a predicted model, not a curated record. The coding region runs from base 1 to 2700 and encodes 899 amino acids. Gene Ontology annotation, molecular function: DNA-binding transcription factor activity, RNA polymerase II-specific; DNA binding; zinc ion binding. Gene Ontology annotation, biological process: regulation of DNA-templated transcription; DNA-templated transcription. NCBI's taxonomy places the organism in Eukaryota, Fungi, Ascomycota, Eurotiomycetes, Eurotiales, Trichocomaceae. The transcript has 5 exons.